Molecule: messenger RNA, 2067 nt
Organism: Lasiodiplodia theobromae
Lineage: Eukaryota; Fungi; Ascomycota; Dothideomycetes; Botryosphaeriales; Botryosphaeriaceae
Product: Amidase
Exons: 1
Coding region: 1-2067 (688 amino acids)
Source: RefSeq, a predicted model, not a curated record
AUGGCUACUACUUCAUCCAUUGACAUCACGAAUGCUAGCAUUAGCCAAUUACAAGAUGCCUUGAGCACCGGAGCAACAACAAGCGUUGAGCUUGUUGCACGUUUCCUCCACCGCAUCGGGAAAUACGACUUUCGAGGACCCUCUCUGAACUCCAUCUGUGUCCUGAACCCAGACGUAUUCAAAGAAGCCCAGAACUCAGAUGAUUACCGCGCAUCAGGCCAUCCUCCGCGAUCACUGGAGGGCAUUCCAUUUACUCUCAAGGACAGCUUCUCAGUCAAGGGGCUAACCGUGGCGGCUGCAUCACCCGCCUUCAUUGACUUGGUAGCGUCAUCCGAUGCAGCAGUCGUCGAGUCACUUCGCGCGGCCGGCGCCAUCCUCAUCGGCAAAACCAACAUGCCCCCCAUGGCCGAUGGAGGAAGCCAACGAGGCGCCUACGGAAGGUCGACCAGCCCCUACAACCCGGAGUACCUUCCCACCAGCUUUGCCUCCGGCUCCUCCUACGGCUCCGGCGUAGCGACCUCUUGCAGCUUCGCCCCGAUCGGCCUCGGCGGCGAGACAGUUUCCUCAGGGCGCGCCCCGGCUUCACACAACGCGCUAGUCGGCUACUCGCCGUCCCGAGGCGUCAUCCCGGCCCGCGGCCAGUGGCCCCUGUACCCGACCUGCGACGUCGUCGUCCCGCACGCCAAGUCGAUGGAAGACCUCUUCGCCAUCCUCAACGCCAUCGUCAACGACGACCCCGAGCCCUCAUCCGCCGGCGACUUCUGGCGGUCCCAACACCACGUCCCCAUCCCGCCCAGCUCCUCCGUGCGGCCUGCGGACUACCUCACCCUCGCCGACCCCACCGCCCUGCGCGGCAAGCGCAUCGCCGUGCCAAAAUGCUACAUCGGGCAACCAACCACCACCGGCAACACCGCGACCAUCUCCCCCGCCACCCUCACCCUCUGGCACCGCGCCGCCGCCGACCUCGCCUCGCUCGGCGCCACCCUCAUCUACGUCGACGCCUUCCCCCUCGCCGACAACUACGCCCGCCAACUCUUCCCCGGCCAAGCCGCCAACGUGCCCGGCGUUCCCGCGUCCUGGAUCGACGUCGAGCGCUGCGAGCUGAUCGCCGUCGCGUGGGACGACUUCCUGCGGCGCAACGCCGACCCCAACAUCCCCAGCCUCGCCGCCGUGGAUCACACGCGCAUCAACCCCGGCUUCGCGCCCAUGGACGACCCGUCCGCCUUCACCGAGACGCAGAACCACGUCCGGUACGCGGAGAUGGUGGAGUUUGUGCGGACGCGGCGGCCGGACAGCGUGUACGACCUGCCCGGCUGCGCCGACGCGCUGCGGGCGCUGGAGGCGGCAAGGAAACGCGAUUUGGAAGACUGGAUGGACGCGCACGGCUUCGAUGUGCUGGCUUUCCCGACGAACGGCGACGUGGGGCGCGCGGAGGCGGAGGAAGAUGCCGAGGCGAUGCGGGACGCGCUGCGGGAGGGCGUGAAGUAUUCGAAUGGCGGUCGUGCGUUGAAGCAUCUCGGUGUGCCGGCGGUGACGGUGCCGAUGGGCGUGCUGGCGGAUAAGCAGAUGCCGGUGGGGAUAACGUUUGCGGGGAGGGCGUAUGGGGAUAACGAGUUGUUGCGGUGUGCGUAUGCGUAUGAGAGGGCGACGGGGAGGAGGGGGACGGGGUCGCCGCCGCUGGCGCCGGGGUUGGAGACGGAUGUUGUUGUGCUGGGGGGCGCCGGGGUUGUGGGGUCGGAGAAGCCGAGGGUUGUGGUUGAGUGGAGUGAUGUGACGAAGAGGUCGGAUGAGGGGGGCGAGAUUCGCAAUGUGUCGCUUGGUGGCACGGUGCGGUGUGAAGGCUCUUCGGUGGCGAUUGAGAGCAUGAAGGCGUUUGUGAAUGGAGAGGAGUCGGCAGCGGUCACGCUGAAGGGGGAGAGCUGGGAGUGGAAUGCCCAGCUGAAGCGACCGCAUGUUCGCGACAAGUAUCCGACGCCUGGGAAAAUUCCGAGGGAUCAGUUCAUGAUUGUCUUCCUCGCCAGAGCUUCCAACGGCAGAUCGACCGGGAUUCUGUUGCUUGAAGAUUAG